Messenger RNA from Oryzias latipes (Japanese medaka), 5729 nucleotides. It is a transcript of the gene adgrg6, whose product is annotated as adhesion G protein-coupled receptor G6. The record is from RefSeq and is a predicted model, not a curated record. Gene Ontology annotation, cellular component: plasma membrane. Gene Ontology annotation, biological process: myelination in peripheral nervous system; adenylate cyclase-activating G protein-coupled receptor signaling pathway; cell surface receptor signaling pathway. Gene Ontology annotation, molecular function: G protein-coupled receptor activity; laminin binding. NCBI's taxonomy places the organism in Eukaryota, Metazoa, Chordata, Actinopteri, Beloniformes, Adrianichthyidae.
CGGGCCGUGAACGCCUCAGUCCGACCAUUCGGAUGCUGCAGAGUCUGAAGCAGAAGUCGCUCCCCGAUUCUUUCCUGGGGGGGAGAAUGGUCGUGCGGGGGGGCCAGCUGCCGCUCCACUGACAAACAUGGAUUCUUCUUCAGGUGAUGGAAAACAGCGGACAAGGCUCCGUCAUGUCAUUCUGGUACUUCUGAUCUGGAUGUUUCUGUACAAGAACGUACGGAGCUGCAGCUCGACAGACUGUAACGCGGUGCUGAGGGAGGCCGAGGGAGGCUUCACGUCGCCCUGCUACCCCCAGAAUUAUCCCAAUUUGCUGACCUGUACUUGGAAAAUGCAGGCCCCACCCGGGUACAUCAUCCAACUCUCCUUCCUGGACUUUGAACUGGAGGAGGCGUCUGGCUGCAUGUAUGACCAGGUUGUGGUGAACAUGGGUAACGCCGACGCUAAGUUCUGUGGCCUGACGGCCAACGGGCUGACGCUGAACUCGACGGGGAAUUUUAUGGAGCUGUCCUUCAAGUCGGACUUCAGCGUGAGGAAGAGGGGGUUCAGUGUUAGCUUCCGUCACGUUGCCGUUGCGCUGAGGAAUCAAAAGGUGACGGUAAACAAUGGCAAUGGACAAGUUGCCAUGGUCUCCAGCUCUGUUGCCAUCCCAACGCUCUUAGAACUGACCGUCUGCUUUGAGGUGGAGCGGAUCGCCAACAAGCAGAGAGAGUGGCUCUUCUCCUACUAUGGUUCUGGCAACAGCGUGAAGCUUAGCUUUGGCUCUGAUCAGUCCGGGACGAAGGUGGUUGUUGACGGAGAACUCUGCCCAGUUGGCUCCAUCAUCUCCACUGCUGACUUCACCUCCUCCAUGAGGCCUUUGUGUCUCACCUGGACUUCUUCAAAAGGCCAGCUAGCGGUUUACUUUAACGGCGUCUUCUCAAAUGUGAACUGCUCUGCUUCAAUCAACCACUUUGUACCAGCGGGUGGAAUCUUCCAACUGGGAGGGCAGCAGAGCUUUGAUGGGAACAUCUACAACCUGCGACUAUGGAACCACACCAUGACAGUGGAGGAGCUAAGAAGUCUUACCUGUGACCAGGAGGGGAACGUCAUUGACUGGGACAACAGCCACUGGACAGUUCCCUCGUCUCUGGUUCAGAUUGACAACACACUCAGCUGCAUCUGCUACCCGCAUUGCACUCAUUUAACUUCAGCUGCGCCUGCUAGUGGCGUCAACACACCAUUCAGCAGCGGCUGUACCACCAUGGGAUGUCCAGUGGAGAAGACUUCUGCAAACUCCCCCCCGCCUGGAGGCCGGCCCCCACAGCCCAAACAUCUGGCUGCUGCUCCCGGCCAAAGUUUGGACUUCAUUUUUGGAUUAAUUACAGCGAGAGACUCUGUUUGUAAACCUGCUGGACCACAGGUCCAACCUGCAAUCAGACCAUGUAGGCGAGCGAGCUCCCCCAGCCAAGAAGCUUCUCUAGCUCACACCCACCCCCACCCAAAGGCACUGAUUCGGGCCAAAAGGUUCGCCCCGAUCCCCAGCCCUUCAUCUCCGCGAGAACAUCCUCGCUCUAGAACCCAGUCCUUCCUCCGAGGAGUGUCCGCCUACCGGACGUCCAAGCUCUCCCUGGGCUACAUCUCCACCCCCCUGAGGAAGAGGCCGAACAGUGGGAGACGCCCUCCCCGCACCACCUUCCCCCCCGGGAAGUUGGAGGUUCGAAUCACCAAACCAACUGUCGCUCCGACAGCCUGGCCUGAGCUGAAAGGCGUCCACCGAGCCACUACCAAGGAGAGCGCCACGGCUGUCCCGCGCCCCCCGGCCCCCCAGGGGCCAUCCGCGGGACAGCAUCAAGAAGAUUUGUUCUACCGGGUUUCCUUCUGGACCACAUCAGAGCUGAGUCAGCAGGCCGUGGAAAGAGCCGUGUCACUGCUGCUUAAUCAAGCUUUCCAUAAGUGGACCCACUCCGUGGAGCACUUCAGUGUUGUGAAGACAGGAGCUGGCUCCAACAGAUUCUCCUGCCAGGCGCUCCUCCUGAUCUCCAACGAGAGCCUGAGUGCAGACGACGUGUCUGCGCAGCUGACCGGCCGGCGGCUGCUGGAGGACUCGCAGCUGCAGCUCUUCUCCGUCAGCGUCCGUUUAAUUGAGAAUUGUCAGGAAGACGUUUUUCUGAACUACUACUGGCCCGAGACCAGACCCAGAACCACGCAGCUCCUGCCCUGCUUCCCCGACAAGAACCAGAGCGCCACCAGGACCUGUUUGAUAAAUCUAAACGACUAUUCCCCCUACUGGGCGUCUGCAGACUUCACCAACUGCACGGUGACGGCAGAAAACGCUGCUGAUGUUGCAGAGAAGCUCGCCAACUUCACCAGGAACGGCCUUUCUGACGACGAGAUUUCUCACGUGGUGACAAAAGUGCAGCAACUGGUGAACGUGGCCAAGAUCGACGCGGCGGUGGCUGAAUCCGUGGUCAGCAUCAUCUCCAACGUCAUGACCAGCUCAGAGGCGGUGCUGGGGAACGCCUCCAACAUAGCUCUGAGGACCGUGGACGAGUUGGCUCAGAAGCUGGAGUUCGACGGUCUGUCCGUCAACAUCACCUCCAAGCAUCUGGCUUUGGGGAUCCUGGCCUUCAACGCCACGACCUUCAACGGAUCCUCGUUCAGCGCCUUCAUCCCUCCGAACUCCGCCGAUCCAAAGAUCGAGUUUGAGCAAACGGCGAACCCUUUGGCGCAGGUGACCCUCCCCGGCUCCCUGCUGUCCGGCGUCUCCCUGAGCGACGCCGACAGGUCGUCUCUGUCCAGGAUCAACUUUGUGUUCUUCAGCAACACAAACCUCUUCAAGAAGGAGCAGGACAGUCUGUCUCUGAACAGCUACGUGGUCGCCAGCAGCGUGGGGAACCUCUCCAUCAGAGACCUGAAGGACCCGGUCCGGAUCCAGAUCGCUCACCUGACCGAGCAGACCUCCUCCCAUCGGUUCUGUAUGUUCUGGGACUUCACUCUCAAUAAUGGCGAUGGAGGCUGGAAUGAAAGAGGCUGCAGUGUCUCUAAGGAAUCCACGAGGAACAAAACCAUCUGCCUGUGUAACCACCUCACACACUUUGGCGUUCUUAUGGACGUUUCCCAAACUUCAUCCCAGAUUGACCCAAAGAACAAGAAGAUCCUGACCUUCCUGUCGUACAUCGGCUGCGGCGUCUCGGCCAUAUGUGCCGCCGCCACACUCCUCACCUACAUCGCCUUCGAAAAACUGCGGCGAGACUACCCGUCCAAGAUCCUGAUGAACCUCAGCACGUCCCUGCUGUGCCUCAACAUGGUCUUCCUGCUGGACGGCUGGCUGGCCAGCAUGGUGGACAGCGCCGGCCUGUGCACGUCCGCCGCCGUCCUCCUGCACUACUUCCUGCUGACCUCCUUCACCUGGAUGGGGCUGGAGUCCAUCCACAUGUACAUAGCUCUGGUCAAGGUCUUCAACACCUACAUCCGCAGAUACAUCCUGAAGUUCUGCGCCGUGGGAUGGGGCCUGCCUGCAGUGAUCGUGGGGAUUGUUGUCACGGUGGACAAAAGCCACUACGGCAUCCUGGAGGACAGCAAAGAUGAGUCGGCAAAAAUGUGUUGGAUCAAGAACCAGAGUGUCUUCUACACCACCUGCGUGGGCUACUUCUGCCUGGUGUUCCUGCUCAACGUGGCCAUGUUCAUCGUCGUGAUGAUGCAGAUCUGCGGCCGCAACGGCAAACGCAGCAACCGCAGCCUGAGAGAAGAGGUCCUCCGAAACCUCCGGAGCGUCGUCAGCCUCACCUUCCUACUCGGGAUGACGUGGGGCUUUGCGCUGUUCGCCUGGGGGCCCGUCUACCUGGCGUUCACCUACCUCUUCACCAUCUUCAACUCCCUGCAAGGUGUUUUCAUAUUUAUUUUCCACUGCGCUCUGAAGGAGAAUGUGCAGAAGCAGUGGAGGAGGUACCUGUGCUGCGGCCCCUACAGGCAGUCCGACAACUCAGACCUGAGCAAAACGCCCACCAACAACACCAAGAAGGUGAGCUCAGACAACCUGGCCAAGUCUCUGUCCUCCAGCUCCUUUGGCUCCAGCACCAGCAACUGGACCUCUAAGGCCAAAGCCACGCUCACGCCGUUCAGCAAACGCUACAGGAACGCCGAUAAAAGUGGCUCCAACCAGAACAACACCAAGUGCAACUCUUCCUCCUCUGACGUAGCACCAAACUCGUCUUCCUCUUCCUCCGCCAUCCCCCCGGUCAGCCAGAUGAUCGACAAGGUGAAAGGUUACUGCUCCACCCGCACCGACAACUUCUACAAAACCAUCAUCAGAUCCGAGAGCCUCAUCAACUGCACCAGACUGUAAAUGUGCCGGCCGAGCCCGGACCUCCAGGUGGUUCCGGAAGGUGUCUUGUAGAAACUUAAUUUAUGUUGGACACCUGACUGGAUGAGACUCCGCGUGUGAAGCCACUUUGGACCUUCUGUUGAAGCGUUUCUGCUGUGGCGGCAGACAUUCCAGGCCCCUCCAAGGACCUCUACAUUUUCACCCUAACCCUCUCCUGAAAAUGUUCCCAACAUACUGGAACAGUUCUUCGUGUUUUUUACAGGUUUUUACCAGCAGCCUCCAGACAAAGACUAUAGAUAUACAUCAGCUACAGACCUUCAUGUCAGGAGGGUGCUUUUUAAACAGACUUUUGUACCUGCUAUUCUUUUUUCCACCUAGAACUUUUUCUUUUGUAAAUUUUAAUCAAGUUUGUGUUAACUGUGUUCAUUAUGUACAGUCCUCUUUGUUGAUAAAGCCCCUUUCUUCUGUCCUUUAAACUGAGAAAGCAACAACGCGGUUGUUUCUUCAGUAACUGUAUGAAUGGAUGAAAAAGUGAGCAAACGUCUUGCUGUGAAUAUUUAAUAUAUAAACGUAUGUAAAGUAGUUGAUGUGACAUAAACCUUCCCAACAGUCUGCUGCACAAACCACAAUCAUUUGCUUUGAGUUGCCCAGAUAAAGCAAAAGCUUUUCCUGGUUUUCCAAAAUCAGACCGGAAGAGUCCGGCACAUGCAGCUUGAUUUGGUGUGUGGUUGAACACACCUGAUCCAGGUAACUAGCAGCAGGUAUGGAUGUCUGAAAAAAUAGGCCAGGUGGUGGAUCUGGAGAUCUGCAUCUUACCUGCCAACGCUGUUGCUAACACUUAACGGGCGCCUAACUGAAAGACAAUGUGGGCGUCACAGGUGAGGAGUUCUAGAAACCUGGUCUACCUCCUCUGGAUUUGUGACUUUUUGGCGUAGUUUUUCAACUUUUAAACCCAAAGACCAAAUGCGCACACGGACGUGCACCGACAACAACACUCAUGACGAUGUUCUCCCUCAAAGGAACAGUCUGAGGUCCACCUGGAUGGUUGCUACCUGAGUCCAGGAACAAAAACCCUAAAGGUGGUAAUUCAUUGAACUCUAAGAUGUGAAGCCACACCCCCGCAGGUGAGAGUCCUCUUGUAAUUAGGCCACCUCCAAUUAUCAUUAUCACCAUAAAGACUCAGAGGCUCAAAGUCAGGGUAAACAUAUCAAGAUUCACUUGCAACAAGCCCAAAGCCACAUUUUCUGUCCUGGUGGACCAGAGUUGAGAUGGUCUCUUGAAGAGGACCGCUGACAGAAACAGACUUUAGUGAAUCUACUGUGAGUUUGCUUUGACUUCUGUCCUCUGCAGGUACAUCUUGACCUGAGCAGAGUCUCUGUAGUGUCUGUAGAUUUGUGUGAAAUAGAUGCUUGAACGAUUCGUC